Messenger RNA from Salarias fasciatus (jewelled blenny), 1558 nucleotides. RefSeq names its product olfactomedin 4-like 1 (gene olmf4l1). The transcript has 7 exons. Gene Ontology annotation, biological process: signal transduction. The coding region runs from base 68 to 1450 and encodes 460 amino acids. NCBI's taxonomy places the organism in Eukaryota, Metazoa, Chordata, Actinopteri, Blenniiformes, Blenniidae. The record is from RefSeq and is a predicted model, not a curated record.
GUGGGAGUGCGACUGAGUGUGACUGAGUGUCAGGGUCAGAGAAGGCUUCAUUCAUCUCUGAUCCACCAUGAAGCUGCAGGUCGUCCUCUCACUGUGUGCUGUGCUCGCCGUCAGCCUGCAGGCUCCUUCGCCCGAACAGUGUGGAUGUGAGAUCACAAAUUCAGGGGACGAUUUUCCUCACGAUAAACUCAGCACGGCCGAUGGAAACGCUUCGGACUGCAACAGGAACAUCACCCCAAACAAGACUGUGGAGCUGGAGAGUCUGCUGCUGGGUUUGGAGAGGCGCAUCGCACAACUGCACAAAGAUGUUUCUGUCCUGGAGAGGGAGGACGACGGGGAGCUGUACGGCGUGCUCAGCCUUUACGUCAUCGAGAAUGAGAUGGUAGAGAUCCGGCAUCUGAUGGACAGACUGAACAGCACCACAGAGACAGACCAGCACCUCACCGCAGACGCCGUCCAGCAGCUGAGGGCUCUCCGAGUGGAGAUGCGGGAGAUGGAGACGUUCGACACUGCGCAGGUGGUGAGAGGACGACUGGACAACGAACUGCUGAGGAUGGACCUGAACGACUGCCAAAAUGGCCUGAACGCCACCCCGCCCCCCACCCAGCCCCCUCCGCGAACGUGUGCCCAUGGGCAGCUUCAAAACGUCACGGGACCUCGGGUCUUCACCAAAGGAGAGUAUCCUGGCUCGUACCCAUACGGAGCCUGGGGUCGAGAUCCUGAACCAGAGCCAGGGAAGGAGAGCUGGUACUGGCUGGUAAUGAUGACCUCCGGCAACAAAUUUUCCAACUACAUCCGCCUCUACUCCAGCCUGAGCUCGCUCAUCGUCGGCAAGAGCGUCCCAGGUAAUGUUGACAUCCACCCCUCCAACCCAACAACCAACACCAUCCAGGGUCCCAAUAAUGUUCUCUACAGAGGAGCUUUAUACUACAACUGCUACAAUCAGCCUGAAGUGUGUCGAUUUAACCUCACCACGAAAAAAGUUACCAACUUCAGACUCCCCGAAGGCACCAGAUACAACUCAAAGGGCAACUUCUGCCAGCUGGAUGAGUGCUACCCGUUCACCGACCUGGACCUGGCCACCGAUGAGUCCGGUGUUUGGGUGACUUACACCACCAGCCAGGACUUUGGAAACCUAGUGCUUUCCAAGGUGGAGGAGGGCGAACCGCCGAGGCUCGGUCAAACCUGGCACACUUCCAUCUACAAGCAGGCGAUCACCAACACCUUCAUGGCCUGCGGUGUUCUUUAUGCAACCCGAUUCAAGACCAAAGGCGUCGAGGAGAUCUUUUAUGCGCUCGACACGGUGACUGGGAAGGAGAGGUUCAACCUCGGGAUCCUCAUGAACAAGAUGGCUCCAAAAAUUCAGGCCCUGAACUACAGCCCGGUGGAUCAGAUGUUACACGCCUACUCCGACGCCAACAUGGUGUCCUACAAGGCUCUGUUUGCAUAACUGUACAACUUAUUUCUUUGAGGUCAGGAAAUAAAAAUAAGGGGGAGGUUAUCUGAAAACAAUGAAACAAGGAGGAAUCCAAAUCCACUUGGCAAAAAAAAAAAAAAA